AUGGACGGGCUGCCCGCGAGAAUGCCCCCGGAGCGCGAGGCCGGCACUCCGUCGGCUGCCGCUCCCGGGCCCCCGGCUGCGGGCGAGGAGUGCGUCGGCGGCGACCUGGGGGCCAGGCCGCUGGCGGCGGCGGCGGCGCGGCCGGGCGGCCGCGGCCGCAGGGUGGCGGAGCCCGGCGGCGGCGACGCCCUGCGGUUGACGCCGGGCACGGGCUCGGUCGGCCCGCCCUCGGCGGACGCGGCGCCCGCCACGUGCCCAGGCGGCUUCCCGUCAGAGGUGUACGAGAUGUGGUGCGAGUGGCUGGACAUCCCAGAGGAGAGCUUUCCCCUGGCGCAGGUAUGCCGGCUGCUGGCGCGGGGUGGCGAGGUAUUCAGGAGCUUCGUCCAGUUCCUGGCGCGCACCUCCGAGCCCCACCGCCGUGGGGGGGACGCCGACGACCAGGAGGCCUUGCGCCGUUCCUGCGUCGCCAUGCAGGCGCUGUGCCACUCGCUCGCUGGCCCCAACGUCGGCACCGGCCCGCAGGGCCCCCGCGUGCUGGGGUUCGUAGUCUACGAGCUGCUGGCGGGUCUGCAGCCGGGGUGUCCAGCCAGCAGUGUCCACAUCUGCACGGCGCUGCAGCACCUCCUCUGCGCGCACGAGGCGGAGGUGUUGGCCGUCCUCCUGCGGUGCCACGCGCCUUUCGCGCUGGUGCGAGCGCUGGACAGGCCCGGCUGCCCAGAUUUGCUCAUGGCGCUGCUGGCGGGCUGCGAGCCGCGCCUGUUGGCGCUGGUCCCGGGCAGGGCCCUGCGGCCGCUGUCGCCGGCGAGCCUUGACCAGGUCCUGCAGUACCUGCGCGCCACGGGCUUCUCCGGGCUCCUUGCCGCCCUGCUGGACCAGGGCGCGCGGCUGGGGGGCGCGCGCUGCGGCAGCGGAAGCGGCGGCAGCGCGCGCGCACUCGGGGAGAGCCCGCCUCCGCGUGGCGGGGCUGGUUCGCCCGUGGUGCUGACGCCUUCCCGAGGGAGCGGCAGGAAAAGUCCCGGGACGCCUGGGCGGCCGAGCCCGGGCCUGGGCGGCGCGAGGUGGCCGUCGACGCCGGGCUCGGUCGGCGCGUGGACGCCGCAGCGGCCGCCUGCGGCCGCUGGAAGGGGGGAGGCGAGCCCGCUGCGCAGCCUGGCCUUGCCUUCGGGCUCCCCCGCGCGCGAGGAGGAGGCGCCGUGUUUCCUCGGGCUGCCGGUGGAGCCCCGCGUCCGCCGCAGGGCGGCCACGCCAGAGCCUGGCGGCGCAGCGCUGGGCAUCGGGGCCGAGCCCUCGCCGCCGGGGCGCCGGCACGAGUGCGCUGCGAGCCCCAGCGGAGGAGGGCGGGCGCCGUCGCCGCGCGAGCCUGCGCCCCACGGCACGCCAGGGGGCGACUCGGCCAGCUCGACCGACGGCGCUGAGGCGGCCGGAGAGGAGCGCGGCGUGGGCGUGCUGCUGGAGUUCUUGUCGGCGCUGACCGAGUGCUGCGGGAGCGCGCCGGAGAUGCCCCGCCGGGCCCGGCGGCAGCAGCGCCAGCAGGCGGAGCAGCCGCCGCCGCAGCCGCAGGGGCAGGACGGCCUGGGCGAGGAGGAGCAGGAGGCGGCAGGGCAGCGCGCAGGCGCGCGGUGGCGGCUGGUGGAGAUGCUUGUCGUCGACACCGCCCUGGUCGGGCACCUGUUUAGGCUGCUGCGGUGCGAAGCCUCGCGGUUCGAGUCGGCCUCGCUGCUGAACGCGCUGCUGCGGCUGGCGGCGGUCGCGCCAGGGCCUGGGUUGGGAGGGGGGCCUUCGCGGGCGCUGGUCGAGGCGCUCCUGGGCCAGUACCUGGCGCGGGUGGACGCGCUGGGCGGCCUGCUGCUGCGGGGCCGGGGCUCCUCUGCCGUUGCUAGCGUGGCCGGCCAGCAGGGCCGGCGCCGGAGGAGGGCCCGCCGGGAGCUGCGACUGAAUGCCUACACAGUGCGGGAGCCCCUUGGAGCGCUGCGGGUUGUGCUGGUCCAGAUCCUCGCGGCCCUGGCCGACCUUUCACCGGAACGCGCGCUGCCGGCCAUAAAGCCUGGGGUGUGGGGCGCCAUCGUGCACUGGUUCCUGGCAUACAGGUGCAACCACAUCUUCCAGGCCGUGGGCAGCAGGCUGCUCAUCGCGGUCAUAAACCACGGCAGCCCGCGCCUCCAGCAACAUGUGCUCGUCAAGCUCUGCCUGAUUGGCCGCGUGUGCGAUCUGGUGCUGGCCGAGGGCUCCUGUGGCGACCGUUGGCAGGAGGUACACGCCGAGAGACGAGAGGGUGCCUGCGCAAGGGCGGAUGGAUCACAGGUGGCUGUUCGCAAGGGCCGCCACCCAGGUGGCCUCGGAGCCAUGGUGCCCGUGGUGUCCGCCCUGGCCGCGAGGGCCGCAGCCAGCGGCGACCAGUCCGUGGCCAAGGAGCUCGGGGACCAGAUCAUAGCCAAGGACGCCCCGGCGCUGGCGUGCCGUCGCGAGGCCCCAGGCAGCGAGAACGAGGCCCCGUUGAAGGCUGCGCCAGCGCACCCGCGCCCCGGCGGCCGCCGGCCGCUGGCGGAACGGCAGGCGCUGCACCCAGAGCCGCCGGUGGCGCCGCCCGAGCGGCGGCGGCCUGGGAGCCGCCUCGCGCUGGCAGAGCGCCAGGCACACCCUCCCGACGGGCCAUGCCCAUUCUCCCGCGCGGGCCCGGGGGAGCCCGUGAAGGCGCUGCCAGCGGCCGUUCAGGGGUGUGCGCCGCCAGCGGCUGUUGCACCCUGCCUCGUGUCGAGGCUGCUGGCGGCGGCUCCGCUGUGGCCGCAGGUGCUCGGGUCGCUGGGGAUCGCUCCCGGGUCAGGGGGCGCCCUCGUGGCGCCGCCAUUUCCGCUUGUCGGCCGGCCGCUGGGGGCUGCCGCGAACAGCUAGGGGCAGCCCGCCAGGGUAUGGCAGGGUGGCGCGUGGCCAACCUCAACGAGAUCCUCUAGAGGGUGGUGCUACCCACCAACGCCCAGAUUGGCCUCUCGUGGAUUAGUUCAGUCGCAGCCAUGGGCCAGGUCGUUGCACAGACGUAUUCGGCCCGUUUCCAUGGUACCGCGCCGCCCGGAGAUGGCUAGAGAAUUCGGUAAUUAAAGGGGCGCCUUGGGCGGCGGGUCCGGCGCAGGACAAAGUGGUUUUUGAUUUUUUCUUUCCCUCCUCCUUGCUUGCUCCUGUACUGUGUCUGUCCGCCCUUUCCUCAUCUCCUUUCGAUCCCUCCCCGCUUGCCUCCCCGUGCCCUUCCGUCUCCUC
Prorocentrum cordatum is the source of this 3249-nucleotide messenger RNA. Lineage: Eukaryota; Dinophyceae; Prorocentrales; Prorocentraceae. The record is from the annotation of a GenBank genome assembly.